Molecule: messenger RNA, 1371 nt
Organism: Amoebophrya sp. A25
Lineage: Eukaryota; Dinophyceae; Syndiniales; Amoebophryaceae
Source: the annotation of a GenBank genome assembly
AUUACAUAAAAAAAGACUCUCAAGAGCCUUUCCCGACGAUCUUCAUGAGAGAUCGGACGAUAUGGACGAGUUUCCAGUGAGCCGCCCUUCCUCCUACACGACGGCUUAUGGCAUACUCAGAAAAUUUUCCAUCUGUCGUGAGCUUUUUUUUAUACUAACUUCUAUCAUGAAUAACAUGAGCGGAACCAACUAGGUGCUGGUGUUACAGGUUUGUCAAUAUUAAUGAGAUCAACUCUGGGCAUAAAAUGGUAAAUCAUGCCUGCCUUUCCCGGCUCUCUUCAUUUCACGCUUACCAGUUAUUUAAUGCUAACUUCUAUCAGACUCAGACAGGAGCAUUGAUAUGAUAUUCACAGUAUGAAGAUGUACGUACUACACAAGACAGUUUAAUUUUUCUUUGCCAUCCUCCCAAUCCAUAUCCACUUUCUCGUACGCCAACGCCUUUAGUUCUAAUUUUGUCCGCGUGUGUGUCUGAUAAGACGCGACUUGCCGUUGGGCGCAACAGUUGAUUUGCUCGUGAGCCUCGUUAAAGACGAGGUUAUCAAAAGAAGACGUCAGUUAGCGCUAGCCGACAUGCGAGGACAUCUGGACGCACUCGAGCUUUUCCAUACUUUUCCCAGGCUAGACGUCGGAUCUGAAGUGGAGACUCUGGUCUUGAGGAAAAAUAUGCCCAAUGUGGGAGAGGACAUUCUAACAACGCAAACGCUUCGCGAUGGAGAUCGUCAUAUUCAUAGUCAUAUUCAUGAAGGCCAUCAACAUCAUUCGCUUUCGCAUAGGGAUGGAAGCAAUCAGCAAGGAAAACAAGAACUGAGCCUCCGUGAACCCGAAGAGGAACUACAACAAGCAGAUGAAAGAGUGGAGGAAAAUUUAAGGCGGUUUCCCAGAUUUCAGUUCAACGUGUUGCUUCAUCAAUGAAUGUAGGCUACUUGGUAGAACAACUCACGUGAUUUCAUCUUUUGUUCACGAGACAUAAAGAUUCUUUGAGAGCUCUAAUAGUUAAUGAUCCCUCCCAGCUGGGAGACGAAGACGAAGAAAUGGGUGCUCAUUCUCCCGCCGCUCGGAGGUUCGCAACGCUGGCGGACCUGUCGAGAGUGUCCUCUACGGGGGGAAUAAAGCUGUUGAGUGUAGAAGGAACGCUCUUUGAAGCUCGCAGGCGGACUCCAAGGGUCCCAUAAAAGUUAAAGGUGCCGUUGCUGUAUUUGAUGUCCACGGAGAAGCAAGUAGAAAAAAACAUCCAUGCGGAUUGUCGUGAUUGCCAUACAGCUGAAUAAAUCGUGUACUAUCUAAGUCUCGUUCUGAUUUUUUUUGCGUAAGGAGAAGACGAAAAAAUGCCGUAGGAAAUAUUCAUACAUAAGUACAUCAGAAGCACUCAAG